UCUGAACUCGAGAGGAAGUUCUUGACGGGACAUAACAAUCUGUCGGGUGUGCGUGAAAGUGGUGUCGCGAAUUUUCGGUUGAAUAAAUUCGUGCGUGGAAAAGCGCAAGAAAAGCUGUUAAAGCAUUUACAGUGAUCGUGAAGGCUGUGAAAAUACUUAAAAAAAAUGAGAUGGCUUAUAAGGAUUAUGUUGCUGAGCAGUGUAGCUUUGCAAAUCCAUUCGAAAGAAAAAGCAUUCUUGGAACUGGACCAAUACUACCGGAUGCCGAAACUGUUUGCCUAUGACGACUACGACGAGUGUUUGGAGGCGUACGACACUCCGGAACCUGUGUAUUGCGUGACCCGUUCCGUCAUCAAACCGGACAACAGUUCCAGCCUUUGGCGAUUGAUUCGGGACUUUUCCGCUGACACGUACCGUCACUUCCGCCAUGAUCAUCUGGACCGAGGAUUGUGCGUUGAGCGAUGCCGCCGUCUGUUGUCAGAACUGACAAACGAAACCAUACAGCAGUUGUACGUCGAAAAGUUCGACAUCGAUUUUCCGUACAUAAUUUCCGACAAACCAUUUGAGAAUGUUCAACAUGAUCGGACUCACUUUGGAAAGUUGAUCAACGUUUGUGAAAACUAUCGACUCAAGAAGCAAUACAAUUUGACAGCCUUCACAGAAAUCGAGUAUUGCGUGCGACCCACUCAUCAGAUAAAGGUGGACCUGUUGGAUAUGAGCUUCAUCGCAGUUACGAUGCUGCUCAUACUGCUGGUCGUUGGCUCGAGCUGGUUCGAUUCCCGUAUCAAUCAGAGCGGUAAAAUUGACCACUUCAAGAUGGACAUCCGAAGCCAAAAAUCAAUGCUGCUGACGUCGUUUUCCGUGAAACGGAACUGGUACCGACUGAUCGGUCGCUCCAAGGAUCAACUCAACGAGGACCUAAAGUUCUUCCAGGCGUUCCGGUUCCUCACCUUCAGCCUGGUCAUUAUGGGUCACUGUGCGGACAUGUUUUCGGUGACUCCGAUUGCCAAUCCGAUCGAUCGGGAGAAGGAAUACUACACCCCGGAGGGAUUGGCCCUCAUCAAUGGGUCCCAGGUGGUGCAGACGUUCUUCGAAAUGAGUGGGUUUUUGCUGAGCAUCCAUUUCUUCACCAGUCGGGAAUCGAUGAAGAAGAUGUCCUGGUGGACGGUGGUAGCCGUCGUUGUUUAUCGGUUCAUACGGUUAACUCCGGCUUAUGCCUACGUUAUCCUGCUGCAUGCGACCUGGUUGCCGAAGAUGCAGAAUGGACCGAUGUGGCCUAGGGGAACUUCUACCGAACGGUAUUUCUGCCGGAAGAACUGGUGGACCAAUAUUCUGUAUGUGAACAACUAUGUGAAUGCUGAUGAACCUUGUUUACAACAGGCCUGGUAUUUGGCUUGUGAUUAUCAACUGUUCACCUUGGGAAUGAUUCUAGUUGUGGCCGUAACAAAGUAUCCAAAACUUAGGAACACGUUGUAUUCUUUAGCCUUAAUUUUGGCUUACAUAAUUCCGGGAUUUAUCAUCUACUUUGGCGCAUUUGAUGGAGCAUUCAUCAAUCGUUUGCAAGACGAAAGAUUCAUCUACUGGUACGAUCGAAUGUACCACCAGAUCUAUAUUCCGUUCCAUACCAACAUGGGCUGCUAUCUGGGUGGCAUACUUCUGGGCGCAAUCUACUUCCACCAGCGUCAAAAGUUUCACGACGGCAAUCGCGCGUGGUACUUGAAGGCAAUCUUCUACUGCACCGUCCCUCUGGGCGCCAUGGUGAUGUAUGCGAACAGUAUCUUCUACGAGAACGAUUUCCCCAAACCUUCGAUCUGGAUGGCCAUUUUCUAUCCGACUCUGAAGCACAGUUGGAUAUUUCUGGGAGCCAUAUUAAUCUAUGGAGUGAUCUACGAGUACAGUGGGGUGCUGAAGAGGUUCCUCAAUUUUUCGAUCUUCGUUCCCCUGGGUCGGUUGACUUACUGUGCCUAUGUUUGUCACGUGUUUAUGCUCAAGAAUGUUUUCUUCGGCAAUCGGGAGGUGGCUUACUUCAGCAAGAUGAAUCAUUUAUCGAAAGCAUUGACGGUAUUGAUUGCAUCAUACGUAAUUGGACUGAUGCUGGCGCUGUUGCUAGAAUUUCCGGCAACUGCACUCCAGAAGCAGUUAUUCUCCAAGAAACUUGAACAAGCCAUGAAGCCUCCACCCGUGCCAACAGAACCCGAGAUCAAUAACAUUGUCCGUGCCAAUGAUAGCGUAGCAGCUUAGAUGCUUGAACCAAAACAAAUAACAUAAAAAUAAGAAGAGAUGUCAUGUGAUCUGUGAAAAAAAUCCUCCGAUAGACUGUACCCGAUUUCCAACGAUCCACGUAUUUAUAAUUUAUUUAAUUACUUAACAGGAUAGGUGACAUUGUUUUAAGAAAAUACAUUUAAAUAUAAUUCAUACCUA
Molecule: messenger RNA, 2421 nt
Organism: Uranotaenia lowii
Lineage: Eukaryota; Metazoa; Arthropoda; Insecta; Diptera; Culicidae
Product: nose resistant to fluoxetine protein 6-like
Exons: 11
Coding region: 166-2241 (691 amino acids)
Molecular function (GO): acyltransferase activity, transferring groups other than amino-acyl groups
Source: RefSeq, a predicted model, not a curated record